UUAUCUAUUUUGUGGAUGAUAAGAUGCGCUCGGCGUAUACUCAAUUCAAGUGGAAGUUGCACGAUCACUACCAAAAAUGUGGCACACCUGUUCAGGGACGAGCCACACUUCCUCCACCUGAUCUAUGGGGUGAGAGAUCGACAGAGGAGUGGCAUUGGCUAUGUGAUAAACUCUACACCGAUCCAAAAUAUAUUGAUAAAUGCGAGAAGAAUUCAACUAGCCGAAAGAGACAAAGGAGUACGCAUCGUGGCGGAGCUAUGCCUUUCAUUCAACAUGCUUUGAGGACAGCCAAGGAGGGCAAUCCUUUGUCUUUCAUAGACAAUUGGGCAGCUAUGUAUCAAGAUUCAAAUAGCAAUUGGGUUAGUGAUGCUGCACGUGAUAAAUAUGAUCGACUGAAAAAUAAGAGAGAAGAGCAUAAGGAGAAACUAACCCUGGAGGCACCAGAGGGUACUCCACCAGAAUCUGUACAAGUUACUGCGCGUGAUGCGAUUCCAAUCAUGGCUGAAGAGUGUGGAAGGAAGGGAAAAAGAGUUCGUGGUUUAGGGUCGUUUCCUCGCAUGGAGCUUCCAACUGUUACGUCUUCAACAGCUGUGAGUUCUGAGAUGAACGUAAUGCAAGAUAAAGUGAAGAAGCUUGAAUCAACUGUGGACACUAUGCGGUCACAAAAUGCACAGCUAAUGACAAUGUUGAAGAAGUUCUUGAUGAAUAAUAGCCAAGGCUGCUUUGCUGAUACAGAAAACAUUGACAUGCAUAUCGUAGUACCCAACAGUGAAGAAGAUGAUGUCUUUGGAAGAGAUGAAGACGGUGUCCAAAACAAUGGAGAUAAUUCUGAAACAGAGGAUUUGGAGGAAGAUUUGUGAUUCAUAAAGUCAUUUUUAGUAAUUUUUGGAUUAGGAUUUAGCUAGUCUAGCUUGGCAAACAAUUUUUCUUUUUAUUAGCUAUUAUUAUUUUUGGGUAGAAUUUUGUAAACUCUAUUUGAUUUAUGAUUUAAUAA
Molecule: messenger RNA, 994 nt
Organism: Rosa rugosa (rugosa rose)
Lineage: Eukaryota; Viridiplantae; Streptophyta; Magnoliopsida; Rosales; Rosaceae
Exons: 4
Coding region: 24-860 (278 amino acids)
Source: RefSeq, a predicted model, not a curated record